CCUCAGCCUCAGGUCACAAAUCACAAUACGCGCGUCAGUCAGUCAACUCUGGAGAGGAAAAUGGCGACAGAGAAAAUUCCACCUCCUCUUCUAAAAAUACUGGACACUCGAGCCUCCUCCUCUCUCUCUGUGUGUACAACACCCAAAUCCUCAAACGUCGAGCAAAACCCAAGAACAGUACAAGUAGAGAGCAGAGAGCCAUGGCCGCCGAGAAACCCGAGACCUAGAGAAAGAGAGAGGAAAGCUUCUUCCUUUCUGUUUCCAACUGUUCGUUCCUGCCAAGAUCGGCAAGGAGGGAAGGAUUCAACAGGAAGCCGAGGGCAAGCCGCCAUGGAGGAGAGGAGGAGGUACUGUUCCUGCUCUAGCCAUGGCCUCUCGCCGCCGCUGCCGCUCUUCUUUUUCUCCUUCUUGUGUCUUCAUUUGUCCAUGGCCGCCCCCGCCGGCGGCACGCCACCCCUUCCCCUAAACAGCACGCAGGAAUCCGUCAUGAGGGAUCUCUUGAGCUUGGUGGGGCGCAGAGCCGGCUGGAACACGACCGUCUCGAAUCCAUGCCUAUGGAGUGGAAUCGCUUGCUCUCCUUCUAACUCCGGUUCGUUCUCCGUGGUGACCAACAUCACCUUGUCAGCCCACGGCGUUUCUAACUCUUCCAUCUUCGCCACCAUAUGUGCUAUUGACACCUUGCUGUCUCUUGAUCUCUCGAGAAAUUCCUUCACCGAUUUUGGGGACCGACUCUUCUCCCCUUCUUGCUCCAUGAAGGAAGGAUUGCGGUCGCUCAAUCUGAGCAGCAAUCAGGCCGCUAGUUCGCUCGGCGGUUUUUCCGGUUUCCCUCGGCUGGAGGUUUUUGAUUUGUCCUUCAACCUUGUUAGGGGAAAUCUGAGCACCGAGUUAGGCUCAUUCCCCCAAUUGAGAAGCUUGAACCUUAGCACCAACAAUUUGAGUGGUGGUGUUCCUACAAGCAUGGUGCCCUCCUUGGAGGAGCUGGUGCUGUCUGGUAAUCAGUUGAGGGGUCCAAUUCCACCAGGUCUGUUUUCGUAUGGAGAGCUUGUUAUGCUGGAUCUCAGCCAGAACAAUCUAACUGGUGAUGUACCAGAUGAGUUAUGGAAGCUCGACAAGCUCCAGACUUUGCUCAUUUCAGGUAAUGAGCUGAGUGGGGCAAUACCUGGGAGACUGUCGAAUUCGACGAUGCUGUCUCGGUAUGCAGCCAACAAGAAUAGGUUUACCGGCCCGAUCCCAAAUGGGAUUACCGAGCAUGUGAAGAUGUUGGAUUUGAGCUACAACACUCUGAGUGGGAAUAUCCCCUCUGAUCUACUCGCGUCUCCGGUGUUGCAGGCCAUUGAUCUCACUAGUAACAGACUUGAAGGAAGUAUUCCACGGAACUUCUCCGCUAGGCUCUUUCGCCUUCGGCUUGGUAUGAACUUGCUGACCGGGAGAAUUCCGGACUCCAUAGGGAAUGCCUCGAAGUUGGCUUAUCUUGAGUUGGAUAACAAUAAUUUGUCAGGUGAUAUACCUCCCCAGCUUGGCAGAUGCAAGGAGUUGGCUCUCUUGAAUCUGGCGUCAAAUGUUUUGCAAGGUCAAGUGCCUGAUCAGAUCAGCACCCUUGAGAAGCUAGUGGUUCUGAAGCUUCAGAUGAACAACCUCAGUGGACCUAUUAAAAGUACAUUUUCUUCUCUCACAAACCUGAGCAUAUUAAAUCUCAGUCGGAAUUCAUUCAGUGGUGAGAUGCCACAGAAUAUUGAACAGUUAUCGAAGCUCUCCAGCAUGAACCUUGCAGGAAACAAGAUUAGUGGUGUCAUUCCAGUUUCAGUCAGUUCACUGCGAUUGCUAAUUGAACUGAAUCUGGGGGAUAAUUCCCUUACUGGUACCAUCCCAGACAUGCCAGACAAAUUGAGCUCAUCUCUUAAUCUUAGUCAUAACUAUCUUACUGGUUCUAUUCCCUCAAAGAUUGGGACUUUAACAGAUUUGGAGAUCCUUGAUCUUUCAUACAACAACUUGUCUGGUGCAGUGCCAUCCACACUUGAGAAUCUUCACAGCUUGACACAGUUGGUGCUUUCUUAUAAUCAGCUGUCUGGGUAUUUCCACCUACCUCCUCACGUAGUAGUUAAUAUCACUGGAAAUCCUGGGCUUAAAAUUAGAAGUGAUACAUAUGGCAAUGACACCCCGGUUGAUGGUAAAACAAAGAACCAUGCUGUUCUAGUUACCAUCUUUGCUAUUGUCGGCGCUCUUGUUGGAUUGUGCUUACUUGCUGCUGUCAUUAUGUUCUCAUUGUCCAAGAGGUUUUGUCGCUUUGAAGAUAUAGGCCCACCACCAGAGCAGGCUCUUCCUCAAAUUAUCAAUGACCACAUCAUAACAACGAACAGCAUCCACACCUCUGCAAUUGAAUUUACUUAUGCAAUGAAAGCCGUCUCCAAGCCCACCAACAUAUUUCUGAAGACAAGAUUCUGCACCUACUACAAGGCUGUGAUGCCAAAUAGGUCGAUCUACUCUGUGAAGAAGCUUGAUUGGAGUGACAAGAUAUUCCAAAUUGGGAGCCAAGAGAAAUUUGGUCAUGAGCUUGAGGUGCUUGGCAAGCUAAGUAAUUCGAAUGUCAUGGUGCCAUUGGCUUAUGCCUUGACAGAAGACAAUGCGUACCUACUAUACGAGCAUGUGUACAAGGGCACGGUGUUUGACUUACUCCAUGAUGGAAGGUCAGAUGUUCUUGACUGGCCCUCGCGGUAUAGCAUUGCUUUGGGGGUGGCCCAAGGUCUGACCUUUCUUCAUGGGCGCACUCAGCCAGUUCUGCUUCUUGAUCUGUCGACGAGGACUAUCCACUUGAAGUCAAGGAAUGAGCCUCAGAUUGGAGAUAUUGAGCUUUACAAAAUUAUUGACCCUUCCAAGAGUAGUGGGAGCCUUUCAACUAUUGCUGGUACAGUUGGUUAUAUACCACCAGAGUACGCAUACACCAUGAGGCUGACGAUGGCCGGCAACGUCUAUAGCUUUGGAGUCAUUUUACUGGAGCUUUUGACUGGGAAACCAUCGGUCAGCGACGGCAUGGAGUUAGCCAAGUGGGCUCUCAGUCUUUCAGCCAGGCCCGAUCAAAGGGAGCAGGUCCUUGACACCAGGGUCUCAAGAAGUUCAGUUGGUGUUCACAGCCAGAUGCUGUCGGUCCUGAACAUCGCCCUCGCCUGCGUCGCUUUCUCUCCGGAUGCUCGCCCGAAGAUGCGCGCUGUUCUGAGGACGCUCCUCAACGCAAAGUGAAUCGACGGAAUCCGUUUUGAUAGCCUAGAUAAAUUCUGAGUGGAGCCUGAUAUUCGGCUUAGUUUGUGGAUGAUCAUUGUAUAGUACCAUGGUAGAUUAUAUGACAUGGUUGAUGAGUUGGAGUAUAGGUAAUCUGUUUUUGGAGUGGAAGCACUACGAUUUCAAUGCUGUAAACAUCACAGCGAAGUGAUGGUCAUAUUAGCAAAAGCUCUAGUCCAUUGUUUUUGCUGGCUAGUUUAUUAAAGACUUUGAAUUGGCUAUGGGUAGUUGAACUAAAAGCUCUGCAAAUCACCAACUCAAUCCUGUCGUCUAAUUUGGAGUUAAACAUGCAGUGUGAAACUGUCAGUUAAUUUACUCUA
Molecule: messenger RNA, 3593 nt
Organism: Brachypodium distachyon (stiff brome)
Lineage: Eukaryota; Viridiplantae; Streptophyta; Magnoliopsida; Poales; Poaceae
Product: leucine-rich repeat receptor-like tyrosine-protein kinase PXC3
Exons: 2
Coding region: 61-3234 (1057 amino acids)
Biological process (GO): protein phosphorylation
Molecular function (GO): ATP binding; protein kinase activity; receptor serine/threonine kinase binding
Source: RefSeq, a predicted model, not a curated record